CUAAUAAUUAUUUUUUCAGAUAUCCGUCCUUUGAACUUUGUUAGGUUCCAUAAUUAUAAUAUCAUGGCAAGCGGUUUGCAUAUAGCUGUGUGUAUACUGUAUGUAAUCGCAUUCAUACUUGAAGUUGUAACCGUAUUUCUGCCAUACUGGAAACGAAACGACCUGGAAGACACUUUGAACGACUCUAUAGUUCGGCACGAGGGACUUUGGAUAAGAUGCCAAACUUUUGCAACAGGAAACUGGGAUUGCGAUGAUUUCAACAGAUUCUUCCUCGGUCUCCCAACCGAACUCCAAGCAGCGCGUGGAUUCAGCUUGUCUUCUCUUUUUAUAUCAUUUAUUGGAAUCUGCCUUGCAGUUGCGGCGACUGUAUUAAGCGUAAAGAGUUUGCAGAAUAAGUUGACCAUUGCAUCCGGUGGAGCUUCUAUGCUUGCUGGCUUGUUGAUCAUUGCUGCAGUUUCGUGGUAUGCCAACGACAUCAGGAUCCAACAUGAAUAUCUAACAAGGUUGAGAUUAACUGGAGGCAGCGGUACAAGAUACACGUUUGGAUAUGCUUUAUUCCUUGGUUGGGUCGGCGGUGCUUUACAAGUGGUCGGCUCAAUCAUGGCUUUGUGUAUCAGCUGCGGUAACUCGGAUGAAGAAGAUAUACCUCCUACAUAUCGAUACCAUCCAACCAAAUCUACAUUGGCACCGUCACAGGAGUAUGUGUGAUGUAACUAUGCUGUAGUAGUGACGUAAUGUCUACGUCAUAUACAGUAACUUGUUACGCAACGGACAUGUUUUGACAUAAGAUACCACUAGGCUAGAGACUUUUUGCAUUGAUAUUUUCAAAGUAAACAUAAAACUAGGAUAUUCUGGCAUACAUACUGCUUACUUAACUCCGUUUUAAUGACACUAUUGAACUGAGUAUACGAAACUUUUGUAUAUUUUGAUUUAACCAUCACAGCAACAAAAAUAACACGUGGAUAAUUUAAACUUUAUUCUUAGCCAAUCAAAUCACGCGCUUUAUGCUGUCAUAUUGAGCUUUUACGGAGAUCCAGAACUUAGGAUUUUUUUCGUCCCCUGUUUUCGUUUUCAGCAGACAUUGUUAAGAACAGCAAAAUGUAUUAUGUUAACACAACUUUAAAUAUUAAAUUUUAAAUUACGCAAAUUAUAAAAAGCUGUAAAUUGUUUAUGUCGCUUUAUACAUACUGUGCUUAUUAAAGUUCAUUAUUGAAUUACAACAUGGAGUCCUAG
This is a messenger RNA of Ciona intestinalis (vase tunicate), 1233 nucleotides long. NCBI's taxonomy places the organism in Eukaryota, Metazoa, Chordata, Ascidiacea, Phlebobranchia, Cionidae. The record is from RefSeq and is a predicted model, not a curated record.